This is a messenger RNA of Durotheca rogersii, 2309 nucleotides long. RefSeq lists its product as uncharacterized. The record is from RefSeq and is a predicted model, not a curated record. NCBI's taxonomy places the organism in Eukaryota, Fungi, Ascomycota, Sordariomycetes, Xylariales, Xylariaceae. The transcript is spliced from 2 exons. Bases 383 to 1717 code for a protein of 444 amino acids.
GUUGCCUACCUACCUACCAUCUACAUCCAUAUCUGUCCGGACGCCUACACUCCAUCCAUUCUUACGGUUUCAAGCACUUUUGGGACGCAUAUGACGUACUUAGGUAUUUGAGCGUCUACCUAUGUAUUCACGUCAAUAGGUAUCUCCCGCCAUCGUUAUUUAUAUCCGGUCGAUUGCCCAUACAUAUAGACAUAAAGUCUAGGGGAACCCUGUUCAUCUACGGGGUUUAACGAGCGCCUAACGCGCUCGGCACUGGGUCCUCUCCUACAACGCGUUGCCCAGGUAUACCAUAGGACGGCGGGGGGGACUAGACGGCAUUUCGUAAAUCGAGCCACGCCCUGGAAGAAUUGAAAUUUUACGACCGCAUGGUCGAGGGGGCGACAUGUUGGAGCCGUGGGAUGAAGUUAUCACCCUUCAGAAGGAGCAUCAGCUUUGCGCCGAUGAUGUGAAAGUCAUCAAGGCGUCUUGCAUCGAGGAUCACGGCAAGAAACAUCCUAUCGAAUGUCCGGAUUGCUGGACGCGCCUCCUAAACCGAGUGCGAGACCGAUAUCUCAACUCGGCUUCGAGGGAAUGGUUCUCGGGUCGGCGGCCGUUUCUUCUCGAGCUGGAUACCAUGUUCUCGAGGGCUCACAACUUCGAGGUUGACCUCAAGACCAUAGAACAGCGCAUACUCGACGAGAAGAAAGAGUGGUAUCGGGACAAAGCCAAAAGUCUGGGACUUCAGAUGGCCGCCAAGUCCCCCUCUGAAGCACGGCUCCUGCAGCAGAAGAUCAGUGACCGGAGCAUCUCUUCUGACCAGCUGGCGUCGGAAUUGAGAGCAGCCCUUAACGACGGCGCUGCUGGGGACGAAGAAGUUUUCGAUAGGUUUAUGGAACGGUGGAAGCUCGUAAAGUCACCGCAGGCGCGAAUCGAUGCUUAUAUCGACGCCUUCUUCCGGCUCGGCAGCGACCCCUCGAGCGGCGCGAAAUCGAAGAACUAUAUCGACAUGAUCCGCGACGGGACGCCAAUUGCGGACGUCAUCAACGCGAUAGUCCGCGACCGCGAUUUGGCCAAGAGCGACUGCGAUCAGAAGCGGGCCCUCCACGAACAGCUUGAAGAGCUCAAGAGAGCUAAAGCCGCCCACGAACUCGACAAGGCCAAGCGAGACAAGGCUCGGCAGGAGAAAGCCAGAGUCGCGGCAUCCCCCCCUAGCGAGCCAUACCACCUUCCGCCAUGUUCUGUCUGUUCGAAGGACCCUGACCCGCAAGACUUUAGCACCUGUCCCCUCUGUCAAAUAUUGAGUGAACGCUGCGAAAUCCACGUCGAGCCCAUGGUAUUCUGUUCGCAGGAGUGCGAAGAUAAGCGCUUCGAGCCGCAUAUCGACGAGGCACAUGAAUGCGCGUCCGGUCAGGACUGCGUUCGCCUCCAGGAUGACGACGUGGACAUGGAAGAUGCCAGAAGCACCUUGGUUUUAUGUCGGGAAUGUGUUUUGAAUUUCCGUAUCCCGUCCGUCUUCUGUUCGCCGCGCUGUUUCGACGAUAGUUUCCAACGUCAUAGAGACGACAUCCAUCUUCUCGAGUGGAAAAACAUGCGACAAGGCGUCGGCGACGAGACCCAGCUCGAAUUCGACCCCGAGGAUCGGACGCGAUACCGAGCCAGGGACAUCGAGGAGCACCUGGUGACUCUUGACCACGCUAUGGCGGAGUGGCAGCGCAAGACGGGCGCUACGGCGAAAUAAGGGUACGUAGAUACGAAACCCUGGCACCCGAAGCGAUUCCAUCCUUACAUGAGGCUGCUCGGUUCCUCCGCGGCGACCUCAAAACCGCGUUAUGUCUGCGUCUUGCCAAUAUAGCGUCGGUAUGUGGCUCAGGUUAGGAGGUAGGUAGGUAGGUACCCAACCUCCAAGGCAUACCGGUACCUACCUACCUCUUACCUAACCGUCUGGUACCUCUUAUCUACCCACGUACCUAACGUGCUGAGGUCCUAGAGCAGGCCCUCCCUACCAACUACCCGCCCCCUAAUGUACAUACCUACCUACCUACCCACGUACCUCAUAAGGAUGCACCUCGUGCUCGAGGCGUGCACAACAGGUCGCCUGGAUUGCACACAUUAGACACAUCACCAGGGAUGUCCGUACCUACCUAGGUAGCCUAGGGCAAUGCAACAAGUAUGGACGCUGCUAAGUGAGAACAAUGCGUAGAGGCGAAUGCUGCUGCUACAUACCUACCUACCUAAGGCAAGGUAGCGGGCUGCGACGGACGGGAGGUGGCUCUAGGAGUUGGUACAACCGUAACGAGUAAAUGCCGUCUUGGCCGUGGUAACUCCGAGGC